Molecule: messenger RNA, 528 nt
Organism: Carassius auratus (goldfish)
Lineage: Eukaryota; Metazoa; Chordata; Actinopteri; Cypriniformes; Cyprinidae
Product: neuronal vesicle trafficking-associated protein 1
Exons: 4
Coding region: 1-528 (175 amino acids)
Biological process (GO): clathrin coat assembly; endosomal transport
Cellular component (GO): endosome; membrane
Molecular function (GO): clathrin light chain binding
Source: RefSeq, a predicted model, not a curated record
AUGGUGAAAUUAGGCAGUAAACUGGUGGACAAGAUGGAGAGACAGCCGUCGUCGGAGGACGGUUUUGACAACAUCCCCCUCAUCACUCCACUGGAGGUGGGCCAGUUACAGCAGCCUUUCCCUGAUAAGGUGAUUGUGAAAACCACAACAGAGUAUCAGCUGAAGGAGAAGAAGAGGAAGCUGUACGUUCCGAGCAUCAAGAAGCUAAACAUAAACCUUUACGAUGAGAUGUCCGAGAAGCUGAAGCUGACUGGGUUGAUUAUUAUCACCUUGGCGUUCCUGGCGUGUCUGCUGCUGUUGGUCAUGUAUAAAGCACUGUGGUACGAUCAGCUCGGCUGCCCUGAGGGCUUCGUUCUCCAGCACAGACACUGCACCCCGUCGGCUCUGGAGAUGUACUACCCUGAGCAGAACUCCAGGGGCAGCUUGUACACCGCCAUGACCCACCUCAACCAGGCCAAGAAGAACAUCCCAGAGCUGUCUCCUCCCUGGCUGCCAGUCAUGAAGGACAAGGUCCGCUCCGAGAAAUAA